Messenger RNA from Gloeophyllum trabeum ATCC 11539, 234 nucleotides. RefSeq lists its product as uncharacterized. NCBI's taxonomy places the organism in Eukaryota, Fungi, Basidiomycota, Agaricomycetes, Gloeophyllales, Gloeophyllaceae. Bases 1 to 234 code for a protein of 77 amino acids. The transcript is spliced from 2 exons. The record is from RefSeq and is a predicted model, not a curated record.
AUGGCUGGGGGCUACUUAACGAAGCUGUGGCAGAAAGGGAUGCACACAUCUCCCAUCCCGGCCCCGGAUCGCCCCGAAACAACCCGGGAUCAACAUCCCCCGUCCCCUCAACCCUUCGAGAAGCGUGUCCGGCCGCCGCACCCUGUCCCGACCGCUGGUGCCGCCGCCGUCGCCGCUGUCACCCUCCCCGACGGACCCCCUCGCGGCGACAUCAAAUCGUGCCGCGCCGCUUGA